Molecule: messenger RNA, 1344 nt
Organism: Gracilinanus agilis (Agile Gracile Mouse Opossum)
Lineage: Eukaryota; Metazoa; Chordata; Mammalia; Didelphimorphia; Didelphidae
Product: translational activator of cytochrome c oxidase 1
Exons: 5
Coding region: 28-906 (292 amino acids)
Cellular component (GO): mitochondrion
Source: RefSeq, a predicted model, not a curated record
GAGUCCCUGCAAGAGCGGUCGGGGUUAAUGGCGGCGGCGGGGCUUUUGGGCGCCGCGGCCCGCUGUCUGAGGCCUCUCCGAGCCGUCGAGCCAACCAGGUGCAGGCAGACUCUGGUCGGUCUCCCGAUGCCGCCAUUCGGGGUCUGUUCGAACCGGGCCCUCCGUUUGUCUGCGGCGUCCCCCGCAGGUCAUAACAAGUGGUCCAAAGUCAAGCACAUCAAGGGACCCAAGGACACGGCCAGGAGCCAGGUCUUCACGAAACUCUCCCGGCUCUUAAGAUUUGCUGUCAAAGAGGGAGGUCCAAACCCUGAGUUCAACAGCAAUCUGGCCAACCUCCUGAAAUUAUGUCGAAGCAAGAACAUGCCAAAGUCUACUAUUGAGGCAGCACUGAAAAGUGAGAAAAACAAGGACAUCUACCUUCUCUAUGAAGGACGAGGCCCUGGAGGCUCUUCUCUCCUCAUUGAGGUACUUUCUGACAGUGGUUCCAGGUGCCAGGCAGCCAUCAAGCACAUUCUGAACAAGCAUGGAGGGGUGAUGACUGAUGGGGCCAAGCAUUCCUUUGACAGAAAGGGGGUGGUCAUGGUUGGCACAGAAGACAAAGAGAAGAGGGCUGUGAACCUAGAGCGGGCCCUGGAGUUGGCGAUUGAGGCUGGAGCUGAAGAUGUACAGGAGCCUGAGAAUGAUGAUGAGAAAAAUAUGCUUAGAUUUAUAUGUGAUGUCCCUUCCUUGCAUGAAGUAAGGACCAAACUGGACUCCCUGGGAUUGUGUUCUUUGUCCUGUGUCCUGGAAUUCAUCCCUAACAUGAAGGUAAAGUUGUCAGAUGGGGACAUGGAGGCAGCUGCACAUCUAAUUGAAGCACUUAAUAGCUAUGAAGAUGUGAUUCGAGUCUAUGACAACAUUGAGUAAUGAGGUUCACCUAUAGAUGUCCUUGUUCCUGGCUCAGGCAGCUGCCCAUCUUCAGUAGUAUGAAUUUCCAUAAACUACCUUUGGGACCUGAGGGGAACAGAAUGACUUAACGUCGUAAGUUUAAGUCAAAGUCAAAGACAGUGGAGAUUCCCAACACAGCUGACUUGCUGUGUGGCCUUUGCCUGUCUUGCUGCUCCGUGAGGAAAGAAGACCCUUGGAAUGUUCUUCAUACCAGUGGCAUGCUGUGGCAUAAUGAGGAAAGCUGAGUUGAUGUCUAAAUCCCUGCUGACUGACUGAACAUAAUCAAACUGCUGUCCUGGACUUAGUCUCUGACCUAAGAAAGUUAUCCUUUAGGUGCCUUCUGGGUGAAUCACUCUGAAUGCCUGGAAUAGAAACUGCUUUAUGAAGAGCAGCAAAAAUAAUUUAUAUUGAUAAUUA